GUUUGUUUUUGUAAUUUUUUAUCGAUGAUUUCUCGAGCUGGAUGUUUUCCUCAGGCGGCAUGGGCAGUUUACCGAAGGAUGGGGAAUUUUGCUUCUUCCACCACGGGUGGAUCAGCAAGUGUAAAGCUUGUUCAUGAAUUGGUGUCACAGAACUGUGUUGUGAUAUUUUCUAAGACCACUUGUCCAUACUGCAAAAUGGCGAAAAACGUGUUCAAUGAAAUCGGUGCCUCUUACAAAGUAAUUGAACUUGAUGAACACAACGAUGGGAGGAGGCUACAAGAGGCCUUAGCUCAAAUGACUGGUGCCAGGACGGUGCCAAGAGUCUUCAUUAAUGGAAACUGUAUCGGAGGUGGCUCGGAUACCAAACAGCUCCAUCAGCAGGGCAAGUUAGUGCCCCUGAUCAAUCAGUGUGCUCCCUGUGGUGAUCCCAUCUCUGAAAGCUCAGGGAGUGGACAGUUUGAAUCUGCCAAGUGA
Nerophis lumbriciformis (worm pipefish) is the source of this 474-nucleotide messenger RNA. The record is from RefSeq and is a predicted model, not a curated record. Lineage: Eukaryota; Metazoa; Chordata; Actinopteri; Syngnathiformes; Syngnathidae.